This is a messenger RNA of Propithecus coquereli (Coquerel's sifaka), 3339 nucleotides long. Its product is annotated as zinc finger and SCAN domain-containing protein 12-like. Gene Ontology annotation, molecular function: metal ion binding. Lineage: Eukaryota; Metazoa; Chordata; Mammalia; Primates; Indriidae. The record is from RefSeq and is a predicted model, not a curated record.
AUGGUGGCAUCUGCAGCUCGAGCAGUGUUGUUGGCACACCAGCAGCUCUGGGGUUUCACCAAGAGGCUCCUUAUCAGAGGUGCUGCCGGGCAGUCAUUAUAUUUUGGAGGGGACAAAUUAAGAAGUACGCAGGCUGCUACACAAGUUGUUCUGAAUGUUUCUGAAACAUGAGUUAUACGUUUGGAAAAUGGACUCAGAGUGGCUUCUGAAGACUCUGAGCUCUCAACAUGCACAGUUGAACUCUGGAUUGAUGCUGGAAGUCAACAUGAAAAUGAGAAGAAUAAUGGAACAGCUCACUUUCUAGAGCAUGUGGCUUUCAAGAGCACCAAAAAGAGAUCCCAGUUGGAUCUGGAACUUGAGAUUGAAAAUAUGGGUGCUCAUCUCAAUGUGUAUAUCUCCAGAGAGCAGACUGUAUAUUAUGCCAAAGCAUUCUCUUAAGACUUGCCAAGAGCUGUAGAAAUUCUUGCUGAUAUAAUACAAAACAACACAUUAGGAGAAGCAGAGAUUGAACCUGAGCGUGGAGUAAUCCUUAGAGAGAUGCAAGAAGUUAAAACCAACUUACAAGAAGUUGUUUUUGAUGAUCUUCAUGCCACGGCUUAUCAAAAUACUGCACUUGCCAUUUUGGAACCAACUGAAAAUGUCAAAUCUAUAAAUGUUAAGGAUUUAGUGGAUUAUAUAGCUACGCAUUAUAAGGGGCCAAGAAUAGUGCUUGCUGCUGCUGGAGGUGUUUCCUAUGAUGAACUGCUUGAGUUAGCAAAGUUUCGUUUUGGUGACUCUUUAUACACACACAAAGGAGAAAUGCCAGCUGUGCCUCUCUGCAAAUUCACAGGAAGUGAGAUUCAUGUGAGAGAUGACAAGAUGCCUUUGGCACACCUUGCAAUAGCUAUUGAAGCUGUUGGUUGGGCACAUCCAGAUACAAUCUGUCUCAUGGUUGCAAACACACUGAUUGGCAACCGGGAUCGCUCUUUUGGAGGAGGAAUGAAUUUAUGUAGCAAGUUGGCCUAGUUCACUUGUCACAGCAGCUUCUGCCAUAGCUUCCAGUCUUUAAACACUUCCUAUACAGAUACAGAAUUAUGGGGACUCUAUAUGGUUUGUGAACCAGUCACAGUUGCAGAUAUGCUACAUGUUGUUCAAAAAGAAUGGAUGUGACUCUGUAGAAGUGUCACUGAAAAUGAAGUUGCACGAGACAAAAAUCUUUUGAAAACAAACAUGUUGCAAAAUGAAAUAUCCCCUCAAACUACACUUCUGCUUCUUAAGGUCGUUAUCAUCACAUACCCUGAACAAGGGCCCACCAAAUCUCUGGAAUUUAAAACAGAGCGGAACCGCCACCUCCGCGUUUCUGAGAGACGCCGCGUCAGUUGGCUGAGGCAGGUCGCGGCCGCGCGCUUGCUCGGGGUCGUGAUCUCCAGGAGACACCGGAAGCGGGGCGCGCGCCUGAGCUGUCGGUUCUGGGAGGCGCUGUUCUGCAGGCUGCGCCCUCCGCGCUGCGCCCUCCGCGCUGCGCCCUCACCCCAGAGUUCCCUCAGAGGGCUGCAGUUGAAACUCCAGCAGAAACAGGGCAAGAUGGAUAUGGACAGAAGAAAGGCUGCUGGCCAGCUGUAUGCCUCCUGGGGUCAGGAGGGGUCUGUGAUUGUGAAGGUCAAGUUGGAAGAGGAUCAUCCCAGGAAUCAGGGUUUCAACCUUCCUGAGAACCAGUCCCCUGCCUGGGAGAUCUUCAGGCAGCAGUUCAGACACUUCUGCUACCAAGAUUCCCGAGGACCCCGUAUUGCCCUGAGUCAGCUCCAGGACCUCUGCCAUCAGUGGCUCAGGCCAGAGACAAAUACCAAGGAGCAAAUCCUGGAGCUGGUAGUGCUAGAGCAGUUCCUGUCCACCCUGCAGGAGGAGCUCCAGGCCUGGAUCCAGCAGCAUAAUCCAGAGUGUGGGGAGGAGGCAAUAACCUUGCUGGAGGAUCUGGAAAGAAAGAAAAAUGUUUCAGCCUGUGCUCUGGAACAGAAAGUCCUUAUGCAGACAAUGACCAUUCAGACACCAGAAGAAGAAUCUUCAUAUACCUGGGUGCAACCCCCAGAGAUCCAGUUCAAGGGCAAAGGACCUGAGCCCCACCUGGCAGAGGAAAGAGAUGGUGGUGUGAAGACUGAGAACGUGAUGUUAGGUACGAAGCAGGAACUUUGUGAAGAAACAGAACCACAUAGAGAGGGGUCUGAUGGACCUAAUGAAAAAUGUGGAAAGGCCUUCAUUAGACAUGCAGAACUUACCCAGCAUCAGGGGCUUCACAGCAAGGAAAAGCCCUAUAAAUGUACAGAGAGUGGCAAAGUCUUCAGUCAAAAGGCAGACCUCUUACAACAUCUUAAAAUCCACACUGGAGAAAAGCCCCAUCAGUGUAGUAAAUGUGGCGGAUGUUUUAGUCAGAGAUCAGUUCUUAUGAAGCAUCAAAGUCUGCAAACUGGAGAGAAACCUUUUGAAUGUAUGGACUGUGGGAAAGCUUUCUGCCAUAGUUCAGACCUCAUCAAACAUCAGCAGUUCCACAACAAAGAGAAACCUUAUGAAUGUAGUGAAUGUGGGAAAGCCUUCAGGCAGCAUUCACACAUUAUUGAACAUCAGCGAAUUCACAGUGAAGAAAAACUCUAUGAAUCCUUUAGCCGGAGCUCAGAACUCAUAAUACAUCACAGAAUCCACUCAGGGGAAAAACCUUAUGAAUGUGCUGAGUGUGGAAAAACCUUUAGUGUGAGCUCAACCCUGAUCAUACAUCAGAGGAGUCACACUGGGGAGAAGCCCUAUAAAUGUGAUGAAUGUGGUGAAGCCUUCAGUCAACGCUCGGGCCUUAAUAAGCAUAAGUUAGGAGGCAAGCAUGGAAACCCUCCUGAGCCAAGAAAAUAUAAAUGUGAUGAAUGUGGAAAGAACUUUACUUGGUCAACUGGUCUGAGGAACCACAAAAGAAUCCACACCGGGGAUAAGACAUACCAAUGUCCCAAGUGUGGGAAAGCCUUCACAAGGGGAGAGCAUCUUAUUGAACACCAGGGGAUUCACAACAAGGUGAAGCUCUAUCAGUGUAAAGUGUGUGGCAAAGCCUUCAGUCAGAAGACAGGUCUUAGUCACCAUCUCAGAAUCCACACAGGAGAGAAACCUUUUGAGUGUUCCAAAUGUGGGCAAGCUUUCAGCUGGAAGUCAGAUCUCAACAAACAUUUGAGAGUCCACUCUGAGGAAAAACCCUACAAAUGUGAAGAGUGUGGGAAGGCCUAUAGGCAGAAAGCAACACUAAUCCAACAUCAGAGAAGCCACAUUGUGCUAAGUCCUGAAAGUGGGGUGAACAGGGUAAAACCUGCAGUGGAAGCUCAGCCCUGA